Molecule: messenger RNA, 3317 nt
Organism: Bombina bombina (fire-bellied toad)
Lineage: Eukaryota; Metazoa; Chordata; Amphibia; Anura; Bombinatoridae
Exons: 3
Coding region: 204-1694 (496 amino acids)
Source: RefSeq, a predicted model, not a curated record
GGAAAUACAAAUGUGAUAAGGAGUUUAGGGCCCAACCGCAGUGCUGUAAUAACAUAAAGAGCAGGAGAUCCGGAAGAUUAUUACACACGGAUCCGCUAAAGAAAACUAUCAUUCGUCCGGAUCAGACCCACACCCCCCGGUACCGCCCACAGCUGGGAGCUAUCGGUAAGGGGGGCUCAGGGACUUUUGUGUCAGUCGCUGCAAUGAGAACCAUAAAGACCGAAGCAAAGAGAGGAACCAAUAAUUACGUCCCAGGCAGGUUUGUUUCUCUUAAAGAGCUCUAUGAGGAGUCCGGUAAAUGUGUCCCUAUGGCCCAUGAUGCCUGCUCUGUGUAUCUGGAGGAGUUUGUAAACACAAGGGAAGCGUUCCGCGUCUCCUCUCUGCAGCACGUGACAACUGCGGAAUGUGCGGAACGGAUCCUGCAGUCUCAGCGCUUUUUAGUAAAAGGAGACCUCAGCAGUCACGGAGAAAGUGCUAAUAAAUCCUGGUGGAGCGCAGUGGCCCCAGAAGGGGACUUCAGAUCAUGGCAAAGUGGUAACCUAGAGAAAUGUUUUUUACCGUCUCCAGCAUUCACACCUGAUGUAUCUCGCUAUGGAAAUUUCAAAUUCUCAUUCCCACUGGCAGAGCUUAUUUCUGCCUAUAAAAAGCAGUACUGCGGGGGCGGGGAACCCAAUAUCAGGGUGUAUGGGACAAAGUUGUUCUUGUAUGAGAUUAGUCACGUGGUUCUCAUCCACAGCCCUGAUACCGACCACCUGUUUGAUGACCUCCCACUGGUACCCUCUGUGAAGCGUCAACCUGAUUUACCCACUGACCUGCCCCAAUCUGAUCUACCCACUGACCUGCCUCAACCUAAUCUACCCACUGACCUGCCCCAAUCUGAUUUACCCACUGACCUGCCCCAACCUGAUCUACCCACUGACCUGCCUCAACCUAAUCUACCCACUGACCUGCCCCAAUCUGAUUUACCCACUGACCUGCCCCAAUCUGAUCUACCCACUGACCUGCCUCAACCUAAUCUACCCACUGACCUGCCCCAAUCUGAUCUACCCACUGACCUGCCCCAAUCUGAUCUACCCACUGACCUGCCCCAAUCUGAUCUACCCACUGACCUGCCCCAAUCUGAUCUACCCACUGACCUGCCCCAAUCUGAUCUACCCACUGACCUGCCCCAAUCUGAUCUACCCACUGACCUGCCCCAAUCUGAUCUACCCACUGACCUGCCCCAAUCGGAGCUACCCUAUAUUAAUCCUGUUGUCUAUGAUAAAGAGUCACAUGAGAUAAUUUGGUCACCAGAAUCCAAAGCCACAUCACUGAGAAUCCAGAAUAACCUGGGAACAUGGAAUAGAACCUAUAAAUGUGUGUGGAACCACCUGGAGGUUGUUUUCCAUUUACCUAAAGCCGAGGGCCUGCACUUACCCCUGCACAAUUUGUUGGGUCACCUGUCUACCUGUGAUACCAUUUGUUACCUGCAAAGACCUGACACACAGAAAUCCAAAGCGGAAGCAGAUUCUAUACUGGAAUAUCUCAAGAAGAAAUACACUAAAGCAAUCACAGAGAGUUCGACUGAAAUAAAUAGACGCCCUCUAACAGAGCGUUCACUAAACUGUAUGAGAGACCUAGAGGGAGAGCGUGGAGGAAAAAGAAAAGAGAAAAAGCAUCAUACAGGGGAGUCCAAGAAGUUAAAGAGGUUUUAAUCCAAAGAGGAGUCCUCACACUUGUAGUGCUGCAUCAGUGGGCAUCAAAUACACAGCGCUGGCAGAGCGGGCGCACACUGCACGUUUUAUCGUCUUAUCCGUAGCUCCUCUCCCUGCAACAGAGAUGAUAUUUUAAAAAAAAUUCCGUAUUUUUAACUUUUUAAUGUUUUCUGAUUAUUAGUACAGAUAUAAUUACACUUUUAUUUGAUUACUGGGCUACUUGAUCACACUCGCUAUAUUGGGGUCUAUUCCAAUCCAUUAGAAUAGUUGGGUGAUGCGCUUUGUACAGGUUUUGUUUGUUAUUAAACAGAGACCUCAAUAGUCCAUUUGAAAACCUGGUUAGCACCUGGUUGUCCAACAGCUUCGCAUCUCCCUGUCUUCCCCAUUAAAGUACACAACUAAACUGUUAUCAACAUAAGGAUAAUGUAUGAAUAUGAUACGUUGAGAUAGAGAUAUAUAUAUAUUUAUAAGUACAAAAUACAAAGCGUAAUUGUUUUUCCUUAAAAUGGGCAUUCCAGGGGUGUAUAUGAAAUUGUCUCUCUAACCCCAGUGCAAUUCUGUAAAGAUUUUCGCACUACAGAUCUCACAGUUUUUUUUAUUGGAAACUAAAAUGUGGCAAAACACAGAAGAUAAUUAUAACCCUAAUAGACAAACGCAUGUAUAUGAAAUAUAGGACGUGUAAGACGCUAUACACAGAAAGCAACAUCAUGUGAUUUAGAUUGACUGUAGAAUUUCAUUUUUAAAGUGCCCCCCCCCCCCGCUCACUGCUAACUUUGCUCCAAGGUGUGUUGUCUCUCUUCAGCGAGUUCCAUUACUUUCAAUAGGAGACAUCUCGCCACUCGCAGAGACUGCUAGGGUCAGUGAGAAAAACCACGACUAAGAGGUGUAAUCUACAUUUCUAUAUGUGAGGGUGAGAUGCACAGGAAAUCGCUCAAUAAAGGAAGCGUUAUAAAGUGUUCAAUUUUACAAAUUAUUCUUAAAUUGGGUAAAACAAGUAUUCAAUGUAAACAGUUAAACUUGUACCUAAGUACAAAAAACUAAAUUGUAAACAAGUUGUCAUAAUGCAAAAGGUUCCUUAUAUUCCUACUGUAAACUAAGUCCUGCAGCAAUGGUGAGUGGGCUGAACAGGGGUUUUCCUUGGGUGUAUAUCAAGUUCCCUCACAAUUGGUAUCUAAAUGAUCUAUAUGAAGUAUAUUACACCUGUAGGUUUAUGCUUAUUAAAGUGGAAAAGACAUGUGAAACUAGGAACAAAUGCAACGUAAACUACACUGAAAACAGUGUAAUUUGGUUCAUAUUUGCUUAAGAAAAAAAAUAUUGCUAUCAGUGCCAGGUGCCCCCUUGCCACAUUCACUCCCCCCUGUGAGAAUCUGCAUUCCAGCGAGCAUCAUUAGUUUUAUGGGGAUGAGCUCACAACUCUCCUGGAAUACCUGGUUCACCCCUUUUUUUCCCUAGAUUAUUCCAUGGGGUCUGCCUAUGCGAGGGUUGGCAUGCUGACAUUUGUUGAUUAUCGGGCACUAAGAGCAAAAUGAGUACCAGAGAAUUUGAAGCUGAACCAUGUUUUUCUUAUGAGACAAGGAGGCUAUUAAUUGUAAAGGCAAUAAAAUGUUUUCCUGCCCAUAAAAA